This is a messenger RNA of Kockovaella imperatae, 1107 nucleotides long. RefSeq lists its product as hypothetical. The record is from RefSeq and is a predicted model, not a curated record. Gene Ontology annotation, molecular function: isomerase activity. Gene Ontology annotation, cellular component: cytoplasm. Gene Ontology annotation, biological process: biosynthetic process. The coding region runs from base 122 to 1087 and encodes 321 amino acids. The transcript has 3 exons. NCBI's taxonomy places the organism in Eukaryota, Fungi, Basidiomycota, Tremellomycetes, Tremellales, Cuniculitremaceae.
CCUCGAUCGGAUCGGCACGUCGAUCUAGCCGUCGCUUCUACCCGCACGGUUGGCUGGCUCAUUGUUCUAAAGAAAGGUCUGCUUCGCAUCUCAGCUUGACGAGUGGGAACCUCAGCGCAAGAUGCCACCUGUCAAGUACGAGCUUAUUCACGCGUUCGUCCCGAGCGGGUCGAACCCAUCAUUAUCCGGCAAUCCAGCGGCCGUCCUUCAACUUUCUAGAUCGAAUGACCCGUCGUGCUCACUUGCUUCAGCCAUUCCGACGUCUCAAGGAUCUUUGAAAUCCCUCUUCCCACCCGAUGAGCACCUGCAUAACAUUGCUAAAGAGCUAGACCUGCCUAUGACGUCUUUCGUCAUUCCGCUCAAUGCACCUAACACGUUUGCCCUCCGAUGGUUCUACUCAGGUGGUGAAGCUCCCAUGUGCGGUCAUGGGACCGUCGCGGCGGCUCAUCAACUCCUGAGUCAGGGUACCAAGAGCCCAAUCACACUGCAUACUGUCAAUGCCGUACUACAGGCUGAACAGACAGUCAAUGGGAUCAAGAUCCAAUUACCUGCCGACACCCAAUUCGAUGAUGCCCCUCAGGACACCGAGCAUAUCAUGAAGAAGAUCUUCAACGGUGGAGACGUCAAACCGAGAAAAGUUUCAGUUAUAGGAGCGUACUCGAUGAUAGAGUUGGAUAGCGAGGUGGAUAUGCAGAAUUUAAAGAUUGAUUUCGAGGCGUUGAAACAAGCCAAGACUCCAACUCCCAAUUUAAGAAUCUUCCAGAUCGCUCCGCCGCCCUCCUCUGAGACCGGACCUCACCUCAGGUCCAGAGUAUUCAACUACUAUCCAAGCGGAGAAUUUGCAGAAGACGCUGCGACCGGCUCAGCUCACGCAGCAAUCAUUCCGCUAGUCUUGACUUCCCGACUGAGCGCUCUGAUCUCUUGUCAUCCUGAUUUGAAAUCUCAGGAUCCUGUCAGAGUUCUCAGAAUCAGACAAUGUAGUGAGAGGGGCGGUGAGAUGGUAGCGACUUGGGAUGACGAGGCUGGAGUGGUCAUGCUGGAAGGCAAUGCUAUACACAUCUCGCAAGGGGAGGUCAAUCUGGGAUGAAUGGCGAUCGAAUGGUUGCU